GCCGGGCCGGGAGCCGCCUGUUGAUCGCAGCUCUAGCCCGGGGCCACGGCACCGCCCCUGUUGGUCGGACCUGAGCGCUCAGCGCUCCACGGCUGCUGGCCAGGACCUUCAGCUUCGGGAUGGGCACAAGCAAGGUGUGAAGCCUCAGGAAGCUGGCCCACUUCAAGGUGCGUGAGAAAGGUCUAUCUCUGAAGCCAUGGCACUCCCCUUCCAGAAGGAGCUGGAGAAAUAUAAGAACGUCGACGAGGAUGAGCUACUUGGCAAACUGUCAGAGGAGGAGCUGAAACAGUUGGAAAACGUUCUAGAUGACCUAGAUCCCGAGAGCGCAAUGCUACCAGCUGGGUUCCGACAGAAAGACCAGACCCAGAAAUCAGCCACCGGCCCAUUUGACCGCGAGCACCUCCUCAUGUACCUGGAGAAGGAGGCUUUGGAACAGAAAGACAGAGAGGACUUCGUGCCCUUCACAGGAGAGAAGAAAGGGAGAGUGUUUAUCCCCAAGGAGAAGCCUAUAGAAACUCGUAAAGAAGAGAAAGUGACCCUGGACCCAGAACUGGAAGAAGCCUUGGCCAGCGCCUCUGACACUGAACUCUACGACCUUGCAGCUGUCCUUGGAGUCCACAAUUUGCUCAACAAUCCAAAGUUUGAUGAAGAGACGACCAAUGGCAAAGGUCGCAAGGGGCCUGUAAGGAAUGUCGUCAAAGGUGAAAAGGCCAAGCCAGUGUUUGAGGAGCCACCGAACCCCACAAAUGUGGAAGCAAGUCUGCAGCAGAUGAAGGCCAAUGACCCCAGCCUUCAGGAGGUCAAUCUCAACAAUAUCAAGAACAUUCCAAUUCCAACCCUGAAGGAAUUUGCGAAGGCCCUGGAGACCAACACCCAUGUGAAGAAGUUCAGCCUGGCUGCAACCCGGAGCAAUGACCCUGUGGCCCUUGCCUUUGCAGAUAUGCUGAAAGUCAACAAGACCUUGAAAAGUCUAAAUGUAGAGUCUAAUUUUAUCACUGGAACUGGAAUCCUGGCCCUGGUGGAAGCGCUUCGGGAGAAUGACACCUUGACAGAGAUCAAGAUUGACAACCAGAGGCAGCAGCUGGGAACAGCAGUGGAGAUGGAGAUCGCUCAGAUGCUGGAAGAGAACUCAAGGAUCCUCAAGUUUGGAUACCAGUUUACCAAGCAAGGGCCACGGACAAGAGUAGCAGCUGCCAUCACAAAAAAUAACGACCUGGUUCGCAAGAAGAGAGUUGAAGGAGACAGGAGGUAAACCUCUGUAGAAGAGCUGAAGCCUCGCCGUGCAGCCAUCUGGAAAACAGGCACAAAUCCACCCUCCUCUCCACGGGACCAUUUUAUCUAAGGCCACUUAUUUCCGUUAACCAUAUACAUUAUAAUUUUAAACAGUA
Psammomys obesus (fat sand rat) is the source of this 1388-nucleotide messenger RNA. RefSeq names its product tropomodulin 2 (gene Tmod2). Gene Ontology annotation, cellular component: striated muscle thin filament; myofibril. Bases 197 to 1252 code for a protein of 351 amino acids. NCBI's taxonomy places the organism in Eukaryota, Metazoa, Chordata, Mammalia, Rodentia, Muridae. The transcript has 10 exons. Gene Ontology annotation, biological process: pointed-end actin filament capping; myofibril assembly; muscle contraction. Gene Ontology annotation, molecular function: tropomyosin binding. The record is from RefSeq and is a predicted model, not a curated record.